AGUGUUCCCUUGUUGCCCUGGCAGUGGGCAUCAGUAGCGGGUAUAGAGCAGGUGGCCGUAUGGGAUAAAGCUCGAGAACAUUACAGGUGAACAGGUAGUCUGGCGCUGAAGGUCACAGUGAACACUACUGGACGUGUCGGGCAGCGAGAGUAGUGGCGGUGGUGCCCUGCCCGUGAGAGCAAGAGACAGUGCGUGUGAGACUCGGGUUGGUCGCCCGUCCCUCCUCCAGUGUGCUCGCAGAGUCUCUUGGUGUUGAAACAGAGACUUUAGUGAACACAAGUCAACAUGAAGUCCACAAGCACAGACGACCCCAAGAUGGAAACGAGGGUUCUGAUGCCAGCCGAAUUCUCGCUGGUGGUCACUGCCCGUCCGUUGCCGCCCCUGGACCGCCUAGUGCCUGCCGAGGACUGCAUCAAGCUGUGCGCCACUCGGCCCCUGCCCAUCCAGACCCGUUACCUCCCCUUCAGCGGCACCGUCAGAGCGGACAACCUGCCCUUGCUGCCCUACCUCCCGCCCAUGGACGUGCGAUCCCGAUAUGGUGGCUACGAUUCCGUGGACGAGGAGGGACGACGCACAUGUAAUUGGGUCCGUUUCCUGAAAGUGGCGCCCGUGUACAGCCACGAGGUGAACCUGGUGGGGCGCCGUGCUGGGCCCCGCGGCGACGUGGUCUUCGAAGUUGUGAGGGAAGUGCUCCCCGGCGGUGAGCUGCUGGCGUUCCUUCUGCCAGACAUGAGUGGGGAGAACGCGCUUCUGCUGCCGGCGCUGACACUCAUCAGGUCUUCGCUUUAUCGCAGAACGAUCGAUUCCAUAAUGGCUGAGGCUCCUCUAGACCUCUCCAGGUCCCUGCUGACCUCGCCCCCGCCGCGCCCCUCCAACUCCAGCAUCAUGUCCAGAGACUCAGACGCUGUCUCUCCCUCAUCCUCUCCCUCACCAUCAUCAUCACCUGCAUCCUCAACGUCGUCACCUCCUGCAUUCUCGCCAACCUCAUCGUCAGUAUUCCACGUGGGUCGUCAGCAGCUGCAGUUCGGGCUGUCGCCUCGCCUUCCCAUGGGCCUUGCGCCACAGUCACCUUCUCCCAUGUCUACAAACAGUUCCUCCAGCAUCUCUGUCCAAACAAGUUCAGUCUCUCCUUCUAUGGCGCCCACCAAGCGGCGAGAACGGACGAUGCUGCCGUGCUCAGAGUGCGGCAAGGCGUUUGACCGGCCGUCACUACUCAAGCGGCACAUGCGAACCCACACGGGAGAGAAGCCCCACGCGUGUGACGUGUGCGGCAAGGGGUUCUCGACGAGCUCGUCGCUGAACACUCACCGGCGGAUCCACAGCGGCGAGAAGCCCCACCAGUGCGGCGUGUGCGGCAAGCGGUUCACCGCCUCCUCCAACCUCUACUACCACAAGAUGACGCACGUCAAGGAGAAGCCACACAAGUGCUCGCUGUGCACGCGCUCUUUCCCCACCCCAGGUGACCUGCGUUCCCACAUGUUCGUGCACAACGGACAGUGGCCCCACAAGUGCUCCAUCUGCGGCAAGGGCUUCAGCAAACUCACCAACCUGCGCAACCACGCACUCCUGCAUUCGGCCAAGACCCGCGUGCCGCCACCGGCAGCGCCAGUGUCCCCCUCGUCCGCCUCGCUGUAGCCUUCCAGCAGCACUCCUCCCACCUCCUUCGUCCUCGCCUGCCACACGCUACAGUCCAGGAGCGACGGCGCCCCAAUCAUCUCCAUCGCUCUCACCAAACAUGACACAAUGCCAAAUAGAGUCUAGAGGCUUAACUCUCCCUCUGUCGCACUUGUGCUGUGGUCACCCACCUUAUCUUUCGUCUCACCUCUUUCGCGAGAUAUACCUCUUCUGUCUGUGAUCUCCUGCAUUAGCGUGCAAUAUUUAUUUUUGUUCAUAAUGUACAUACUCGUUCACUAGUCUAAGUGUAAAUAAACAUUCCAACUUUA
Molecule: messenger RNA, 1943 nt
Organism: Portunus trituberculatus (swimming crab)
Lineage: Eukaryota; Metazoa; Arthropoda; Malacostraca; Decapoda; Portunidae
Product: zinc finger protein 79-like
Exons: 2
Coding region: 286-1635 (449 amino acids)
Cellular component (GO): nucleus
Source: RefSeq, a predicted model, not a curated record